AUGUCAUUCGAUUCCACUUCCCCGUUAAAUACCGAUCCAAAUGCCCGCGUCUUCAGCUCCUCAUGCUUCGACUUCCUACUCAUAGAAUUGGUGCCAAUGGCUGAGCGUAUGGCAAAGGAACUUGCGACCGAGGGAAAGGAAACCGAAGAUGAAGAGGUUAGAGAGACGACAUUCUUUCGUCUAGAGUCUCUGGGCUAUCGUGUCGGGCAAGGCCUCGCGGAGCGCUUCGCCCGAGACCGUCCUCGAUUUACCGAUAAUCUCGAUGUGAUCAAGUUUCUCUGCAAGGAUCUGUGGACGGUCCUAUUCAAGAAACAGGUGGAUAAUUUGAAAACGAACCAUCGGGGUGUCUAUGUCCUAACCGACAGCGCGUUCCGGCCAUUUGGUAGGAUGAGCAUGGCGGUGCGGAGUGAAGCAAUCUCCAUGGCGCAAGCAUACCUCUGGUUUCCUUGUGGUAUCAUCCGGGGUGCGUUGGCCAAUUUGGGUAUCAACACCACCGUGCAGGCCGAGACCUCGGAUCUACCAGGUGCAACUUUCCAGAUCAAAACUCUCCAGCCUCGGCCUUGA
Molecule: messenger RNA, 564 nt
Organism: Penicillium crustosum
Lineage: Eukaryota; Fungi; Ascomycota; Eurotiomycetes; Eurotiales; Aspergillaceae
Product: trafficking protein particle complex subunit
Exons: 4
Coding region: 1-564 (187 amino acids)
Biological process (GO): regulation of GTPase activity; endoplasmic reticulum to Golgi vesicle-mediated transport
Cellular component (GO): TRAPP complex; trans-Golgi network; cis-Golgi network
Source: RefSeq, a predicted model, not a curated record